UUAUUUAUCUAGAGAGGACGCCUUCCCUCGCCUUUCGUCAAGGGAUUGGGGACUAGUAAAGCCCUUGUUCCAGGCCGAGAUGUAUCGGCUGUCGUCAAAGAGCCAUGCCUGGGUGCCUAAUGCUUGGCUUCCCCAUGUAGGCCAGUUCACCAAUAUAGUCUUUCUUUCGGUCGUUGGUCUUUGUUCCUAUUUGAGUAGAGGUAGUUUUCCAUAGACUUUCACUCAACAUCGUUUUUCUUUUUUCUUCUACUAACCCUUGGUUCUGUAGAUUCUGCCAUGGAUCGUUUAUCCUCCGAGGAAAAGGGCGUAGUGGACGUACCCGCUUGGCUGUCCGAGGUAUACACUGAGGACAUUCUCAAGGCCGUGGAGGCCAAGAAAAAGGACUCCUCCAAGAAGUCCGACGAGGGUGCCUCUGGUGACGUCGCCAAGGAGCCCACUUCGUCAGCUACGAAGAAGCGUCCUGCAUCUUCAACGGUGGCUCCUAAGCCAAAGCGGCCCUUCUUUAAGAAGAUGGGUACGUCCGAUGCUGCAGUAAAGCCGUCGGUAUCAAAACCGUCUGCUCCUCUAGCUGGGGGAGAGGUUCUCCUUAACCAGGCGUCCAUUCCUCCAUCUGAGCAUAAGGAAGUCUCUCCCCAGGUGGACACUGAAUGGGAUUCCGCUGCCAGAGCGGCUGCUGACGAAGUAGCAGCUGAACAGGCUGAGGCUGCUGACGCCACCACCUCGUCCAAGGAGGACAAGGGUAAAGGCAAGGAAGUUGGCGCUCCUUCUACUGAUAAUGCCUCCAUGCCUCCUCCAGCUUCGCCGAUUGGUUAGUGUUUCUAUACUUUUAAUCUGUUAUGUCAAGUCGGUAUUUGCAUGAUGUUUGAUAUCUUGACGUUUGGUUUAGUUGAGAUGUUCAAACGGAUGCGGCGUGCCGAGGUGGCGAGCAUCCCUCCUUCUGACGGUUUUAGCUCAGAGGCGAAGGAUAAGAUCCUUUCGGACGUGUAUGCGGCCAUUCCUGAGGAGUAUGUGAGGUCACUCCCCGGGAUUGAC
This is a messenger RNA of Spinacia oleracea (spinach), 1032 nucleotides long. RefSeq lists its product as uncharacterized. Bases 277 to 813 code for a protein of 178 amino acids. The record is from RefSeq and is a predicted model, not a curated record. The transcript has 2 exons. NCBI's taxonomy places the organism in Eukaryota, Viridiplantae, Streptophyta, Magnoliopsida, Caryophyllales, Amaranthaceae.